Sarcophilus harrisii (Tasmanian devil) is the source of this 4706-nucleotide messenger RNA. It is a transcript of the gene INPP5F, whose product is annotated as inositol polyphosphate-5-phosphatase F. Gene Ontology annotation, cellular component: early endosome; clathrin-coated endocytic vesicle. The coding region runs from base 15 to 3407 and encodes 1130 amino acids. Gene Ontology annotation, biological process: phosphatidylinositol dephosphorylation; regulation of endocytic recycling. Gene Ontology annotation, molecular function: phosphatidylinositol-4-phosphate phosphatase activity. NCBI's taxonomy places the organism in Eukaryota, Metazoa, Chordata, Mammalia, Dasyuromorphia, Dasyuridae. The transcript is spliced from 20 exons. The record is from RefSeq and is a predicted model, not a curated record.
GGCCCGGGGCGGGCAUGGAGCUCUUCCAAGCCAAGGAUCACUACAUCCUGCAGCAGGGCGAGCGCGCGCUGUGGUGCAGCCGCCGGGACGGGAGCCUGCAGCUGCGCCCUGCCACUGACCUUCUUCUGGCCUGGAAUCCCAUUUGUUUGGGGCUAGUCGAGGGUGUUAUUGGGAAAGUUCAACUUCAUUCAGAUCUCCCAUGGUGGCUUAUCUUAAUUCGUCAGAAAGCCUUGAUAGGAAAACUUCCUGGAGACCAUGAGGUCUGCAAAAUUACCAAAAUUGCUGUAUUAUCACUUUCUGAAAUGGAACCUCAAGAUCUUGAGCUUGAGCUCUGUAAGAAGCACCACUUUGGAAUUAACAAACCAGAGAAGAUUACACAAUCUCCUGAUGACACAAAGUUUCUACUUAAGACCUUUACUCAUAUUAAAUCAAAUGUAUCUGUUCCCAAUAAAAAGAAGGUGAAGGAAAGUAAAGAGAAGGAGAAAUUAGAAAGGAGAUUACUGGAAGAAUUAUUAAAAAUGUUCAUGGAUUCAGAAUCCUUUUAUUAUAGUUUAACUUAUGACUUGACCAACUCGGUGCAAAGGCAAAGUGUUUGUGAGAACAAAAACUUACCACUUUGGCAAAACGUUGAUGAGAGAUUUUUUUGGAAUAAAUAUAUGUUAAAAGAUCUAAUCGAGAUUGGUACUUCUGAAGUGGAUUUUUGGAUUAUCCCAAUCAUCCAAGGUUUUGUACAGAUUGAAGAACUUGUGGUCAACUAUAACGAAUCAUCUGAUGAUGAGAAAAGCAGCCCAGAUACUCCUCCUCAAGAAUCCUCUUGUGUAGAUGAUAUUUAUCCUCGAUUUCUUGUGGCUCUCAUUUCACGCCGAAGUCGGCACAGAGCUGGGAUGCGUUAUAAACGAAGAGGAGUUGAUAAAGAUGGAAAUGUUGCAAAUUUUGUAGAAACUGAGCAGUUAAUUCAUGUUCAUAAUCACACACUGUCAUUUAUUCAGACAAGAGGCUCUAUUCCUGUUUUUUGGAGCCAGGUUGGAUAUCGGUACAAUCCACGACCACGGCUAGACAAAAAUGAAAAGGAAACAGUUGUAUAUUUCUCAGCACAUUUUGAAGAACAAUUGAAAAUUUACAAAAAACAGGUUAUCAUUAAUUUGGUAGAUCAAGCAGGAAGAGAAAAGAUUAUUGGAGAUGCUUACCUCAAGCAGGUGUUGCUUUUCAACAACCCAAAUCUCACUUAUGUUUCAUUUGACUUUCAUGAACAUUGCCGAGGGAUGAAAUUUGAGAAUGUUCAGACCUUAACAGAUGCCAUCCAUGACAUUAUUCUGGACAUGAAGUGGUGUUGGGUUGAUCAAGCAGGGGUAAUAUGUAAACAGGAAGGAAUUUUUCGAGUUAACUGCAUGGACUGCUUGGAUCGUACAAAUGUAGUACAAGCUGCUAUUGCAAGAGUGGUCAUGGAACAGCAGCUAAAGAAAUUAGGUGUGAUGCCCCCUGAGCAACCAUUGCCAAUGAAAUGCAAUCGAAUUUACCAGAUAAUGUGGGCAAAUAAUGGUGACUCCAUAAGCAGACAGUAUGCUGGAACAGCAGCUUUGAAGGGUGACUUCACUAGGACUGGUGAAAGGAAAUUGGCAGGAGUCAUGAAAGAUGGAGUUAAUUCUGCUAAUAGGUAUUACCUGAAUCGCUUUAAGGAUGCUUACAGACAAGCAGUUAUAGAUUUGAUGCAAGGCAUUCCUGUGACUGAAGAUCUCUAUUCCAUAUUUACAAAAGAGAAAGAACACGAGGCUUUGGAUAAGGAAAAUCAGAGAAGCCACCAGGAACUGAUUAGCCAACUCUUACAGAGCUAUAUGAAAUUACUGUUGCCUGAUGAUGAAAAAUUCCAUGGGGGAUGGGCCCUUAUUGAUUGUGAUCCAAGCCUUAUUGAUGCUACUCAUAAAGAUGUGGAUGUACUGCUACUGCUUUCUAACUCUGCAUACUACGUGGCCUAUUAUGAUGAUGAGGUUGAUAAAGUAAAUCAGUAUCAAAGACUGAGCCUGGAAAGCUUGGAGAAAAUAGAAAUAGGUCCUGAACCUACUCUUUUUGGGAAACCAAAGUUUUCCUGUAUGAGGUUACACUAUAAGUAUAAAGAAGCAACUGGCUAUUUUCAUACCCUUCGAGCAGUGGUUCGUAACUCAGAAGAGGAUGGAAAAGAUACUCUUCAAUGCAUUGCAGAGAUGCUACAGAUCACCAAGCAAGCCAUGGGUUUAGAUGUACCCAUCAUAGAGAAAAAACUUGAGAGGAAGAGCAGCAAGCCUCAUGAAGACAUCAUUGGCAUUAGAGCUCAAAAUCAAGGAUCGUUGGCUCAAGGAAAGAAUUUUUUGAUGAGCAAAUUUUCAUCUCUUAAUCAAAAAGUGAAACAGACCAAAUCCAAUGUUAGUAUUGGCAACCUACGCAAGCUAGGAAGCUUCACAAAACCUGAAGUGAAAGUCAACUUUUUAAAACCAAACUUAACAGUAAAUCUUUGGAAAUCAGACAGUAGUCUUGAAACUAUGGAAAAUAAAGGUGUGAUGGAUAAUAAAGGUCAGAUACAAUCUGAUGAGGAGAUAUCUUCAGAUGAUUCAUUCCACUCUGAUGAGUAUCUUACAAAUUCAAAAUGUGAAGAAGACCGGCAACUAGCUAAUUCUUUAGAAAAUGUGGGGCCAGUGGACUACGUUCUUCCUAGUUGUGGCAUUAUUGCUUCAGCUCCAAGAUUAGGCAGUCGGUCUCAGUCUAUAAGCAGCACUGACAUUACCAUUCAUGUUCCUUCUGACACUGUGCCACAUGGAAGUAGCCUGGGAAAAGGACUGCCUUCUCCAAUGAAGAAAAGUCCCUCUGCUGACAGUGUAUUAAUAGACUUUACAAAGCCCAUGGAUGCUUACUGCCAUAGAUUUGUACAAGAUGCUCAAAGUAAAGUGACCCAGCCGUUAGAGACUGAGGCUGCUUCUCAACAGGCUGCUGAGGAAGACUCUCAGUCCACCAUGGAUGAGUGUAAGACUAAAGAAAUCAAAUCAGAAGUAAUGAAAGAGAUACCUUCUCGACCCUCUAAGCUGGAUGUCCCUUCUGAGACAGGACCACAAUUUUUGUCAGUCGAAACACCUCAUUUUGCUAUAGCUCAAAAGACCCCAGGUUCUGGAUCUAGUGUUCUUGAACUUGAAGCAGGAGCUAACCCAACACCUUCCCCUGCAGAAAGUAACGGGAGCAGAGCAGUCUCACCUUUUGCAAAGAUCCGAAGCUCCAUGGUUCAGGUUGCUAAUAUUACCCAAGCUGGACUGACCCAGGGGAUAAACUUUGCAGUUGCUAAAGUCCAGAAGAGCCCAGCAGAACAUGAGGUAGUUAAUGAGGUAACACAAAAUGAACUUAAAGACAUGUUUAUCCAGUGUCAGACUAGAAUAAUUCAGAUUUAGUUAAUCACAAAAGCUCUUCAAUGGCUUGUAUAUAAUCCUAAAGAAAAAUUAUUUCAUAACUGAAUCUCAUUAUAACACGUACUGCCUGAGUAUGGGGAUCAAAACUGCAAAUUAUGUAUAUUUGGAGAAUGGUUUUGAGACAUUCUGAGCAGGAUUCAAAAUUACAAAGAGCCCUGAGAUGAUAUUCACAGUAGAAUAUUUUGAUCUCAGCAGGUAGUUAUACACUGGCACUAACAAACAAGCUAUUUACUUAAGUUCCAGAAUCCAUAAUUUGGGUACUAUCUGUAAAAUGCUUCCACUGAAAGGAUGGAUCUGGACACAUUUACCUAAUUGGUAAUUCACAGCUAAACAUAAAUAUUUUAUCUACAAGGUACAUUGUUUAUUUGGGGGAUGUAUGUAUUUUAAUCCUUGUUUUAGUCGUGUUGAUGAGCCUGUAGUCUCAUUUGUCUUAGCAUUUCUGUAGGGUAAUUGAUAAAUUGGUUAGGUAUAGGAGUUUUAAAAGUAGUUGUUUUAAGACCGAGUUGAGUGUUUGAAAUGCAAAAAGAUAAAGGAUUGCUUCUGUAAUUUUCAUCCAUCUCCCUAUAAGGAGCUAAUUUUGGGAUACUGUAGUCAGGAAUCUAGGGUACCCUUUCACCUGAUUAUCCACUUGAAGAGUUCAGAAUAUAUUGCUGCCUACACAUUUGCAAAUACAGAGUCUAGGAGCACUAAAAGCUCAAUUAAAAUAAAUCUGAAUAUAUUCAGAUUGUGAUCGACCAUUCACUGCGUGGAUACCUUAAGAUCCUUCUAAAGUGUUUUCAGGAAUGAAAUGAACAACUACUUUACAUGUGUGCACUGUUUAUUGAGUAUUAAGAACUUCUGUGUAGAAAUCUAAAUGAAUUUUCUUUCUAGCAAUUCCAUGACAUUUUCAUGUAAGAUACCAUAGAGAAAAAGGUAGCAAGCUUCAAAACCGUUAAAAUUAUGGCUUCAAGCCAUUCCCCCCACUAUAUAAAACCAGUGUGUGCCUGUGUUUUAGUAUAUGUCCUGUGAGCAGACUGCACAUGGUAUUUCAAACGUGUCAUAAUUGUAGUAUAGUGGCUCCAGAGCCUUCCUUUCGUGUUGAAGUGAUUAUCAGCUGAACAGAUUAUGUCUGUUGAAACUUUGAUAAACAUUUUAACUUUUGUUAUUUAUUCGUUUUAUUAGUGACGUGUUUUUCGUGUCAAUAAAAUCUUGUCAUUGUAUAUUUAAAGUAAAGUACUAUUGUAUUUUAAUGCAAAGGGAUAUAUAUGAGAAAUAUUUUAAUAAAAAAAAUUUAAUUCCUAA